Molecule: messenger RNA, 4311 nt
Organism: Petromyzon marinus (sea lamprey)
Lineage: Eukaryota; Metazoa; Chordata; Hyperoartia; Petromyzontiformes; Petromyzontidae
Product: START domain-containing protein 10-like
Molecular function (GO): lipid binding
Source: RefSeq, a predicted model, not a curated record
GCUUCCGCCCUCGGGAUCUUCGGCCGUCACCUGCAGCGGCGUCAGCGCCACUCCGCCGCCGCCUCCUCCUCCUGCUGCUGCCUUGCUCCUCAGCGUCGGACCUCACUCGUUCUCCUCAGCUGCCACCGUCCUCCUCCAACCUCACCUCACCUGUUCUCUUCACCACCGCUGUCGUCAUCCUCCUCACCUGUUCUCUUUAGCCACCACCAACCAACCCAUCCUCAUCAUCAUCUGUGUUCUCUUAAGCAUCAUCAUCAAUAUUGCUCUCUUUAUCCACCACCAGCCAACCCAUUCUUCUCAUCAUCAUCAUCAAUAUUGCUCUCUUUAGCCACCACCAUCCAUCCCCCCCCUCCUAAUCCUCACAUAAAAAUAUUUGAGAGGGUUGGGGGGGGAGAAAAAACUACGUUUUUUAGAGGAAUUUUUUUGUCGUAAUUAGCAUCAAAUUGUUGAGGUAAACGUCAGUGGCGGUUUUAUUAUCGUAUUGCUUUUAACAUUUGUGUUUUAAUGUUUCGCGUGUCUCGCUCCGUGCGACGCAGCCACCCACCGCGCUUCGGCGUGAAGGUGCGAUUGUAAAUAGCGGCGGCGACAACGCCACCACCACCAACAACAUUACUAAUUUACUACCGUCCGCACGGAUUUUCUCGUUAAUAAUUCAUUGCGAAGACGUUCGUAGCGGUGACGACGUUUCGUAGAAAUAAAUAUAUAUAUAACAUUUGGUUAAAAGAAAUCCCGAUUCAUUGGUAACAUCUGCCGUGCGCGUGUCGACUCGCAGCUUCCCGGUCUACGCACUUCUCGAGAGCCGCGUGUCAGCGAGUGUGCUUGUGUGUACUGUAGCACGAGUAUUUAAACACUGUAACGCGCCUCGUGUUGAUUUAGAACAUUACACACGCGCACACACACACACAGAUACCUACACACAAAUAGGAUACACGUAGACACUGUACGUAGACACAAGGACGUUGAUAUCAACGCGCGCACGUAGCUUCCACACGGAGGUCAAUCAGGUACCACCACCAGCCAAACCUCUGCCCCCAUCACAGGGGCAGCGGGAGAGAGACAAUGUCCAAGGGUGAGACUGUCCAGAUCCCGGACGACGAGGCGUUCCAGUCGUUCCGGAACGAUUGUGAGAGCACGGAGGGCUGGGACGUCACCUACAACAAGGGCGCCGUAGUCGUGUGGACGCAGCCGCUGCGCAACGGCACGUUCGUGCAGAAGCUCAAGACUCGUCUGGAAUGCAAGGAUGUGUCGGCGGAAACCAUGUACGACGUCCUGCACGACAUCGACUACCGGAAGAAGUGGGACUCCAACGUCGUGGAAACCUUUGAUAUUGGCAAGCUGACGGCUAACGCGGAUGUGGGUUACUACUCAUGCAAAUGCAAACCUCUGAAGAACAGGGAUUUCAUCACGCUGCGCUCUUGGCUUGCCCUCCCCGAUUCCUACAUGAUCAUAAACCAUUCCGUCAAGCACCCGCAUUACCCUGCGAAGAAGGAGUGUGUGCGUGCAGUGUCUCUGAUGACUGGAUACCUGGUCCACAUAACAGGCGCCAACAGCUGCUCGCUCACCUACCUGUGCCAGGUAGACCCCAAAGGCUCCUUGCCCAAGUGGGUGGUGAAUAAAUCAUCUCAGUUCAUGGCUCCAAAGGCGAUGAAGAAGAUCUACAAGGCGUGCUUGAAGUACCCCGAGUGGAAAAGCAAGCACAACUGUGACCACAAGCCGUGGCUGUACCCGGAGCAGAACACCCUCGUAACCGUGCGGCUGAGUGAGCUCACGGUGCAGCACGCCGACUCGCUGGAGCGAAUCGAUGAGAGCGGCCUGUCGGAGGGCCGCGACGAGCGCAACUUUAACUCGGACGAUGAGGAGGCCAAGGAAGCCUGAAGCGAAAUCUCGCUAGUUCCAAACGUGGGGGGCGGCGGCAAUUCUCUCGGUUGUUUUCUAACGGUCGACAGAGGCCACACACCGACACGACCGGCGUGAUAAGCGGCGGCGGCGGCGGCGGCGUCCACUUGUCUCUGCGCGACCCACCGUCACAAUUGCACCACCAGCCCCACUAAGAGUAGAUGCGUCGUGUCUUUGUGCCUACGAGAGAGUGCAUUGUCAGCGGGAGCGCAACCACUUGCGGGCAAAACUGUGAAACGUUUAAAACUGUGCACAAGCCGUGAGCGCUUACAGGGGGCGGGGAGGACCGUGAGAUCCAAGCUUGCUUUUGAAGUCUUGCACAGGAAUAUAAAAACAUAUUGUGAUAUUUAAAAACAUCUAAUUAAAUGGAUGUGGAAAAAUACUUGCAGGUGCCUAUAUAUACAAAAUCAGUUUUGGAAUUUGAUAAUAAAAUAUUAUUUUAAGAAAAUGAAUGGCACAGGUUCUCUCAACCAUCCAAAAUAUUUAUCUCCAAACCUCCCAACCUCCUCCAUGCCCUCCACCGCUGUGAGUGGUUUUUUUGUCUCUGCCCUGCAGUGGUGUCUUAGUUUUUUGUUCGGCUAACAACACGUGCUUUUGGUAUCACGUGUUUGUAUUUGUUUUAUGAUUGUACUGCUCGCCGAAGUGUGGCGACGCAGAUUCCUAAUUUGGCUUUUGUGACGUGCUGUCAAUUGGCUGGAAACAUUUAUUUGUCGGAUUUUUUAAAAUGAUAAAAUUUAUUGUAAUUGAGUGAGAGGCGGUUAUGAGUUGCCUGGCUGCCCAGUGCAGUAUAUUUAUACCACUUGCAUGUGAUCAUUUAAAUUACGUGAACCCAACAAUUUUUUGUCUGCAUUACAAUUUGUAGCAUAUCGUUAAAAUGAUCAUACUCAUUUGCGCAAGUAUAACGUUAACUGGCCCUCAUAUUUGAUACUUGGAAGAUCAGUACAUUAUAAUUUGAAAAAAAUGCUUGGGAAUUUUGUAAUCGCACAAAAAACGUCAUUCUGAAUGCUGAUGCAUGCUGCUGUACCUAACACUGCUGUUUAAAUUGCCGUUUGGAACUGUAAUACUAGCACACGUUUUCGACAGCCGCGAUGCCUUUGAUUAUUUCAAGCUGUUUACUUAUGUGUCCAGUAAAAUUGAGCUUAGUAAAACAUCCAGCCUAUCAACACGGCCUCAUUUUCAGCGGGGAGGUGUGUUGUGCUCAUUUCAUGCAGAGACUUGUUGCGAUGUUCACGUAUGCCUGGUAAAGCUUUCUAAUUUAGCACUUUCCGAUUUCUGCUCUGCUUGCUGACACGUGGGGUGUAACAACGCAUCGCUUCGACAAAAAUAUCAAUUCUUAUGCUCCAUGAUACGCGAAUGGAAUCGCGCGUGUAAGAAUUGAUGUUUCCCCCCGAUUCCUGCUUAUGCAAUGAGCGCACGCAUCUCCUUCCAACUACUGCACUCGCCAUAGCGUCAAUUUGAAUGAUUGAAUUGCAAGCGGGAAAAUUGUUACGCCCAUACUGAUAGCGUUACAAAGUACAGGAGCUAAAAUGCAAGUAGUAAUUGAGCUUGCACACAUUGCCUGGCUGAAAAGUGUGAGCUCUGUUGGCAUGUACGCGUGUGACAUAUAUAAGCCAACGAGUUCAAAGGUCGGUGGCAUUAAACAACUUAGUUUCCAGUGUAAAUUCAGAAUAUGUAAGCUUUGCUAAAUUGUUCAUCGGUCUUAUGGAAGCCCAAAUGAUCAUAAACACGAAUUAAAUUGUAGUAAAGGAAUUGCUUACGAGUAAAUGUACACAAACAUUUCCCCUGACUGUAGAGAUGUUGCAUGCCAAUAAGCUUUUAACAUGGUUAAAUAAAGGGCCAUGAAUUGAUCGAAUUGAUUGCUUUUUAACGAGUUUGCAUCGUGUACAAUAUUGCUGAUAUGGGUUUGCGUGGAACAAAUGCUUAACCCCUGUCUGUGGUUGCGAGUUAAGCAGUGCUGACUAAGAACGUUGCAUGUAUUACAGGCCAAAGUUCAAUCGUUUUCAUCCUAGCAUAUCUUUAAAACACGUUUUCAUUGAUCAUGUCCAUCGUCAACAAUUGUUUCAUGAUUUACAUUGAGGCCGAAGUGUAAAACCUAUCGGAUAUUAAUCUCGGUGGGUGUGGUGCGUAUUUUGGCGAGCAAAUGUGCUUUAAAAUACAAGACUGCUUAUACAUGUAACGUGAUGCCUUUGCUUAUUGGCAGCCUUUAUUUUUGUAUUAUGCCUGUGCCAUUAAUACCAUAGACUACACUUUUCAAAACGUAUACGUUCAUGAAACAAAAGUUAUUGAAAAUGCGAAGGCUUUGCUCCAAUUUGCUGUUCUCGGGAAUGAUCGACGAUUUUAGUAACGUUCCUUCAUGCCUAGUUUAUACGAUGGUAGCGAGUGUUUUGAGUGCGUAGAAAUAACAAACCUGUCAAC